GUCUGGGGUCAGGGGUUAGAUACAGCAGGAAGAAAGAAACCAGAAACUUCAGUCUGAGUCUGGGGUUGAUCGUUUGCAGUUCAGGAGGGCCCAAAUCGGCCAGAAUACCACUGUAAACCAUGGGAUUUUCACGAUCGGAGAUCAUCUCGCUCGUGCUGGCAAGCAUCGUGCUGGGCGUUCUCCCCUUACGGGACCCUGUGACGGGAUACGAGCGGGAGAGAGUCGUGUGCCCCGGCAAGAGCACCGUAUGGGGGCCCGGCCUUGAGUCAAAUUUCGUGGUCCCGGCGCGAUGGUUUUACAUCCAGGCUACAGAUACUAAUGGCGAGAACUUCACCUACUCUCCCGGGGACAAGGCGUUCAGGGUCAGCAUCUCACCUACCGGCGGCGGCAGGGCCCGUGUGUGGGUGCAGAAACUGGAUCGACAGGACGGCACUUUUCUCGUACGGUACAAAAUGUUCGAUAGUUAUGACGGUCUGAAGAUAGAGGUGUUCAGCGGGGACGAACCGGUGGCGGACUCUCCCUACCUCCUGCCCGGUCGCGUGUACCACGAGAACUGCUACUGUCCCCAACAGGACCACCAGAAGUGGGAAGCCGACAUGCAGUGCCCCUCGGCCUUUCCCCAGAUCGAACGUGAUCUAGAAAUAUUCCCCAAAAUUAAUCUAAACCGGGUCUCCAAGGAAGCUGUGGACCGGUUCGGCACCCACCACAGUCUCUGUCACUACACGGUCAAGGACAACAAAAUCCACCGGAAGUGUCACGGACAACACACCGGGUUUAAGAUGUUUAUGGACGCCACGUUGCACUCCAUAACUCGGAAAGUGCGGAUCCCGGACAUUGAGUUUUUCGUGAACCUCGGGGACUGGCCGCUGGAGAAGAGACAGGUUAAAGACGGGCCGCUGCCGAUUUUGUCGUGGUGCGGGUCCGAGGAAACACGGGAUAUCGUCAUGCCCACCUACGACCUGACGGAGUCCACCCUGGAGACCAUGGGGAGGGUGAGUCUGGACAUGCUGUCCGUACAGGGGAACACCGGCCCCAGGUGGGUGAACAAGACGGAGCAGGCGCUGUGGCGCGGCAGGGACAGCCGCAGGGAGAGGCUCAACCUGGUGGACCUCGGCCGCAAGUAUCCCGACCUCAUCGACGCCGCCCUCACCAACUUCUUCUUCUUUCGCGACGAGGAAGCCAAGUACGGGCCGAAGGUGCAGCAUAUCUCCUUCUUCGACUUCUUUAAGUAUAAGUACCAGCUGAACAUUGACGGCACGGUCGCCGCGUACCGCCUCCCGUACCUGCUGGCCGGGGACAGCGCUGUGUUCAAGCACGAGUCUGUGUACUACGAACACUUCUACAGCGACCUGGAGCCGUACGUGCAUUAUAUUCCCUUCAGGAAGGACCUCACAGACUUGGUCCCGAAGAUACGAUGGGCGAAGAGAAACGACGACGACGCUCGGCAGAUCGCCGAAAACGGCCGGGAAUACGCGAGGAAAAACCUGCUGGCCAACAGCAUCUUCUGCUACUACGAGAGGCUAUUCCGGGAGUACGCCAGCCGACAGGUGGACCAGCCGCAGGUGCGGGAGGGGAUGGAGGAGGUACCGCAGCCGACAGAGACCGCCUGUCGUCUCUGCGACAGGAUCGACAGCAAACACGACAAUCGCGACGAGCUCUAACCUGUGGUGACUAGGAACAUUUAGACCAAAUAAGGAUAUGAAGAGCACUAAACUUAAACACUUAAGAGAUGAAAACUUCUGUUGCACAGGUGUCAGUUCUCUUUCGCCAAGUUUUCUUAGCACUUUUUUAAGGCAGACACUACUACCUAGUGCGUAGCUGCCAUCCAAAGACAACAUUCUGGAGGAAGCAUUCCUUAAAAAUGCACAUAUCGUUAUAGGGUAUAUCUUUAUAUAUGUAUAACUAAAAGUUACGCACUGCUAGUAUGCUUCAAAGCAUUCCAAAGUUAUGUAGCUUAUACUGCAGCUUCUUUAUGUAUCAUUAGAUAGAUCAGUAGUUUGGGCAUUGUUUCCAUAUGUACUGAUGCGUAAGUUACGCGUCUUUAGCAGAUCAGUCGAUGUAACCUUACCCAUACAAGUGGCACCCAGGCCAUGGGUUAAUUUGACAGGGCACAGCCAUGACAGGAGGACUGGUGGUCUGGUUUAGUGCAGGGCGCGUGGGUCAUUUUCAAUGGAGCUUGAAUUACGGUGAAUACAAACAUUGUCUAGUAAGUAACUAUCACUUGUUCGGGUCGUCGUAUUACCCAGAUAAGGUAUUUCGAGGUGGAAGAGAGUGGAAAUAUUAUCACCAAAUAUUGUUAUUUUUAUUUAGUUCAAAUGAAUUGCAGUAUGAACGAGUGUUAUGUAAGAAAUAAAUCUGUGUUUCAAUAUGAA
Messenger RNA from Branchiostoma floridae (Florida lancelet), 2372 nucleotides. Its product is annotated as protein O-glucosyltransferase 2-like. Gene Ontology annotation, cellular component: endomembrane system. The coding region runs from base 120 to 1661 and encodes 513 amino acids. Lineage: Eukaryota; Metazoa; Chordata; Leptocardii; Amphioxiformes; Branchiostomatidae. The transcript has a single exon. Gene Ontology annotation, molecular function: glucosyltransferase activity; protein binding. The record is from RefSeq and is a predicted model, not a curated record.